Gigantopelta aegis is the source of this 3974-nucleotide messenger RNA. Its product is annotated as DNA polymerase iota-like. NCBI's taxonomy places the organism in Eukaryota, Metazoa, Mollusca, Gastropoda, Neomphalida, Peltospiridae. Gene Ontology annotation, molecular function: DNA-directed DNA polymerase activity; damaged DNA binding. Gene Ontology annotation, biological process: translesion synthesis. The transcript has 10 exons. The record is from RefSeq and is a predicted model, not a curated record. The coding region runs from base 209 to 3850 and encodes 1213 amino acids.
CCCCAAUUUUUGGCACCUUCCCCAAAUCCUGUUUAGAAACAACUUACAAGUUUUGUUUUUGAAACCUUUUAUAACAUCAUUAAACAUGACUCCGAUAUGCAGUGUUUGCGCCCCCCUCCCCCCUAGUAUGUAUGUAGGCCUAGUAUAUUUAUUAAUCAUGGCUUGAAGAGUACAUCUGAAGCACUGUAAAGCAAGCAUCGUGAUUCCCAUGGCAACAAUGCAGAAUACAGACUUGCACGACUACUCGGAUGAAGAGGAUUGGAGACGUCCUGCAGAGUUACCUCCUCUUCCAAGUUUAUCUUUUGUUGAUGAUGAUGGAGCAUUACCAAACAAGUACAACAAGCAAAUUGGAGAGGUAUAUGCAACGACCCACAAGAGAACUAUCGUUCACAUCGAUAUGGACUGUUUCUAUGCCCAGGUUGAGAUGAUAAGAAACCCGCAGUUAAGAGAUAAACCUAUUGGAGUGCAGCAGAAGUCUCUGCUGGCUACAACCAACUACAAGGCGCGAGAGCUGGGGGUGAAGAAGAUGAUGGGACUGAGGGAGGCCACGGUCAUCUGUCCUCAACUCAUAUUGGUGAACGGCGAGGACCUGACCCAUUACAGAGAGAUGUCCUACAGAAUAUCGGAUUUUUGUCUGAAGUACACAUCAAAAGUGGAACGACUUGGUUUUGAUGAGAACUUUCUUGAUGUAACUGAUCUAGUUUCUGAGCGCUUGAGGUCAAACAUGGAGCACUCUGACCAGGUUGUUGGCUUCACUUAUGGAACUUUAGAAGACGGCAAAGACUGUCACUGCGGGUGUGACGCGAGACUGAAAAUUGGAUCACAAAUUGCUGCCGAGAUUCGACAGGCUCUCUAUCAUCAGCUCAGUCUGACCUGCUGUGCGGGUAUCGCCCACAACAAGCUCUUAUCCAAGCUAGUCGCAGGUCAGCACAAACCCAAUCAGCAGACGACAUUGUUUCCUGGCCAGGCAUCCCAGCUUCUCGCAUCUCUUUCAAAACCUGGCGAUAUUCCUGGAAUUGGCCAUGCCACUGCUAAGAAGCUGUCUUCUCUUGGUGUUCACACAUUGGCUGAUCUCCAGAACUUCCCCAUAGAACCACUGGUAGCGGAACUUGGUGAAACCAUGACAAUGACAAUAAGACAGCUGGCAAGUGGUAUUGAUGACAGUCCAGUGGUUCCGUUUGGACUUCCUCAGACACUGAGUGAUGAGGACUCUUUCCGAAACUGCAGCUCCCUGUCAGCCGUGCACCAGAAGAUAGAGGAACUCCUAGAAAGCCUUCUCAAAAGGUUGCUAAGCGAUGGUCGGGUUCCUCGCACUUUAAGGCUGACAGUAAGAAAGAGCAACACGCAGCAGUAUGGUGGAAGAGAGAGCAGACAGUGUGCGAUCUCAUCGGACUUGUUCAACAAAUUCUCCUCUGACUGUAUGGACAAGGUUCUCAAGGGAUUGACCGUUACAGCUAUGAACCUGUUUCACAAAGUGGUUAAUGUCAAAGAGCCUUUCAACAUUGUCCUUAUGAAUGUGGCAUUCGCUAAGAUGGAGCAGCGAUCGAAAAAUGCCAUCAACUCAUUUUUCCAAACUAGAGCACAACAAGUUCCUGUAAAGUCAGAUGAUAGUGGGAGUCACACUCAGAUUGAACAUGAAUACAACCAACAUGCUGAUGAAAAUGAUCCUAACAAUAAUCAUAAGAGUUUUAAUCUGAAUCCUCCAGAAGCUAAAUCAAUGCAGAUGAUGAAAACAUCCAAGGUUGGCCAAGGUUUCUUCGACUUUUCAAGUCAAGUUAAUAGCUGUAAACCUUUGACUCUGCCUCAGAGUCCUGUAAAAAAAGCUUGUGGUUCUGAGGGAGAAUGUUCUUCUGGUGUUAAAAGAAAAAGCACCAGUUCUUAUAAUGAUUUCGUUUCAACCCAGACUAAUUGCUGUAGUUCCAGAAAAUCAUCUCAGAUGUCUUCAACACUUUGUGCUUCAGAAACAGGACAUAUUUCUGGUGUUAAACGAAAAAACAAGAAUUCUUUGAAAGCAGAGUCCUUUGAACAAAAGCGAUUGAGACUUGUUAAUAAUGCAGACAGCAGAACAGAAUUGGACAAGAGCAAUAGCACUCAUGCACAAAGUGUUUUCAGUAUUGACAACAUUACAAGAUCCCAGCUGCCUCCUGGUGUUGAUCCUGAAGUGUUCCUACAGCUUCCCAAAGACAUGCAACAAGAGGUCAUGCAGGAUUUGUUAACUGACUCUUCUGUCAGGAAAUGCUAUUCAACCAGGGCAUCACUGAGAACUAACUCACUACCUUCAACUUGUAACAAUGAAAUGGUUUCAUCGGUGUCGACUACUAAAGAGAGUGAACUAGCUUUUGAAGGGUCUGAAGUGACUAUGAAAGAUACAGAAGCAGCAUUGGAGGACACUGAAGUGACUGUGAAAGAUACAGAAGCAGCAUUGGAGGACACUGAAGCGACUCUGAAAGAUACAGAAGCAGCAUUGGAGGACACUGAAGUGACUCUGAAAGAUACAGAAGCAGCAUUGGAGGACACUGAAGUGAUCAUAAGAAAUACUCAGACAAAAGUUGAAGACCCUGAAUCGCCCACUGUGCAUACUGAAGAAGUUAUCAAAAAUACUGAGGCAGCUGCCAAAUAUACUGAAUCUCCUACCAAAACUGUCAAAACCUCCACAAAGAGUGCUGAAACGAUUGCUAAACAUAAUGAGGAACCUACUGAAAUUAUUGAAGUGACUGUCAAAAAACCUAAUGCAGUUGCCAAAGAUGGUGAAGCAACUGACGGACAUACUAACAGUAUUUCCUCAGUGAAAGAACUCAAGCCUGUAGAAGUUGUAAGUCCAAGGCAUUCAGUGGUCAUCUCUGAAGAUAAUCUGCAUUUGGGAAUAUAUAAACAUAAAAAGAAACUUUUUAGCCCACGUAAGCUAAGAAACAAUAAAACAGAUGGUAGAAGGGCAAGUAGUAAUGAUGUUAAAUGCAAUAUUGUGUUAGAAGGUAGAGAUGGAUGUACACACCAAGGAGAUGGAAAAUCUGGUAUAGAAUGCUCAGAUGGAAAAUGUGGUAUAGAAUACCAAAGAGAUGGAAAAUGUGGUAUAGAAUACCAAAGAGAUGUACAAUAUGAUAUAGAAUACCCACAAGUUGAAAAUUCUGAUAAAGAAUACUCGGGAGAUGGAAAAUGUGACAUAGAAUGCCAAAGGGAUGAAAAAUCAGUUCUAGAAUGCACAAUAGAUGGAAAACCUAGUUUAGAAUACCAAAGUGAUGGAAAAUCUGGUAUAGAAUACCAAAACGAUGGAAAAUCUGAUAUAGAAUACCAAGGAGAUGAAAAAUCUGGUAGAGAACACCAAGAUGGAAAUGAUUGCUUAAUGAAUGAAGAACAUCUAAAGAUAAAUGCUAAUGUCACAGAUAUUGCAGAUAGUAAGAUGUUUGUUGAUGUUCACCAGGAGCAGGAUGGGGCUGAUUCUGAAGUGGAGAUGGAAAGUAAAACUAUGCCAGCACAUGGAAACUGUUCAAGUAUAGUGGUAACAAGUUCAGAGGAGACCGAAUUUGCAGAUGACAGUAAAAACUGCAGCCAUUUGAUACCCACUUUAGAAAUCGGUUCUUCAACUGUUUCAUCUUCAGAGACAUCAAAACGAACUUCAAACUUUAAGAAACCUGGGAGUUUGAUUGUUCCGCCAGAUGUGGACCCUGAAGUGUUCAGUUCACUCCCGAUGAGUUUGCAAAAAGAACUUUCAUUAGAGUGGGAAAUCAGAAACAUGCAGACAUCACCAAAGACCAAUUCAAGUGCUAAAAAACUGCCAAAGUUAAACAAGAGGAAGGACAGUGACACUAUCCUUAGGUUUUUCAGACAUGAUAAUAAGUGCAACAAGAAGUAGUUUGAUUUCAGUGUUAAACAAAUGUUUGAGAAAGUCACUACCACUCAUGACGGGAUGUAGCCCAGUGGUACAGCGCUCGCUCGAUGUGCGGUCGGUUUAGGAUUGAUUCCCGUCGGUGGGCCCA